Cotesia congregata is the source of this 306-nucleotide messenger RNA. The record is from the annotation of a GenBank genome assembly. NCBI's taxonomy places the organism in Eukaryota, Metazoa, Arthropoda, Insecta, Hymenoptera, Braconidae.
AUGGACCUGACGGAUAAAAAUAUUGAGGAUUCUUUUGAAAAAUUUGGAGCCUUGUAUGCUUGGUCAACGAGUAUUUUCAUCUUCCAACUGCUGGCUUUGACGUGGUUCACUGGUCGGAUACGCGUGAGGACUCAGAAAAUAAGUAAAAAAUUGCCGGAUCAAGGAGAGAAGAACAUCCGACCGUUAAGAAAGCCCAAUCGACAGUGGCGUCGCGGCGCAGAAGAAAUGCGCACUAGCAAAAAACGAGGGAAAAUCAUUCCGCGCGCUUAUUGGGUCUCAGUUGCGCGCGCAUGUUCAAAAUAUUAA